GGCAUGAACGACAAUCGAAAGCGGAUUUCAGCUGAACACGACACAUCGAUGGCUGCCACACAUCGAUAUCUUCAUUAGUCAUUUUUUUACACAAAAGCAAGAGGAAAAACGGUACAAGUGAGAUUAUUCAGCAAAUUCGUUGCAAUAUUUCGGCUUAAUUAAUGCAAAUUACAACACUUUUGAUGUACGUAAUAAACCAACAGCAGUAACCUGGCAGCUGCCCAAUUAGGAGAACAGCAGAUAUAAAAAUAUAGUGUGUACGUUGUUAUUGUGACGCAUGAAAAUCGAUUGCGUAGCAGAGACAAAAACACCAAAUACAAUAAAGUGCAAGUGCAACAAAUAAAUACAGAGUAAAUUGACGAAAACGACGACGUAAUUCAAUAAGAAUUACAACAAUUACAGCACACAUAAUUAAUAGGCAGCUGAGUGAGCGUCUGUUCAAAGAAAUGGGCAUAUUUGGGCAAUCGUCGCCCUUCGACGCCGAUGUGGAAAAGGCAACCAGCGAGACAAAUACGAAUGAUAACUGGUCGUUCAUCCUCGAUGUGUGCGACAAGGUAACAACCAAUCCGCGCCUGGCCAAAGACUGUCUCAAGGCGGUGAUGCGACGCAUGGGCCAUGCUGAUCCCCAUGUCGUUAUGCAGGCCAUCACAUUGCUGGACGCAUGCGCCAACAACUGUGGCAAGCCGUUCCAUCUCGAGGUGGCAUCGCGUGACUUUGAAACCGAGUUUCGGCGACUGCUCAGCAAAGCGCAGCCAAAAGUCUCAUUGAAAAUGCGUCAAGUGCUGAAGAACUGGGCCGAGAGUGAUUUCAAGAAUGAUCCGGAACUGAAUCUGAUACCAUCGCUGUAUGCCAAAUUGCGCAGUGAGGGUUACGAAUUUAGCAAUCUGAACGAUAAGAGCAACAGCAAGUCAGCGGCAGCCAAAGCGGCAGCUGCCACAUUGGCCAAGGAUCCGAAUGUGGUCAGCAGCCAGCAGGAAGAGGAUGACAUAGCCAAGGCCAUUGAGCUGUCACUGAAGGAGAACAAGGGCAGUCCCAAGCAACAGCAUCAAAGUGCUGGCGCUGCAGCAACUGCUGCUGCCGCAACAACAGCAACAACAACAACAACCAGCGGUGCCUAUCCCUCGCUAUAUCCCUCAUUUGGCGGCAGCUCCUCCUCGGCCACGCCGAGCAAUGGCAAUGGCAAUGGCAGCAGCAGUGCCCCCGCCGCCUCUGCCGCUUCAUCAGCUCGCACUGUUCGUGCUUUGUAUGAUUUCGAGGCGGCCGAGGAAAAUGAGUUGACAUUCUUUGCUGGCGAGAUAAUCCAUGUGGUGGAUGAUAGCGAUGCCAAUUGGUGGAAGGGCUACAAUGAUCGCGGCGAGGGACUGUUUCCCUCCAAUUUCGUCACUGCCGAUUUGUCAGUGGAUCCCGAGCGUUUGGACAUCAAUCAGCAGCAGAAAGCCAAUGCUCAGAAGCAGGCAGCCGCCGAGGAGGAGGAGGCGGCGGCGGCGGAGGCGUUGCUGCAACAAAAGACUGAGGCGGCUGCCGCCGCACAGCAGCCCGUCGAAAUUGAUGAAGCCAAAAUCGAUCGUUUGCUGCAUCUGUUGCACGAGGCCAAUCCGGAGGAUCCGUCGCAGGAUAGCGACGAGAUGUUGCGCCUCGAACAGCAGGUCCAUCAAAUGGGCCCGCUCAUCGAUGCGGAACUGGAGCGUGUAGAUCGCAAGCAUGCCCAGCUGACACAGCUCUCCAGUGAUCUGGUCGAUGCCAUCAAUCUGUAUCACACCCUAAUGCGUGAUGAUCGUGCAGCUGCCGCACAAUUUGCUGGCGCCAGUUUUAUGCCAGGUGGUUUUCCUGGCGCAGCGCUUUACGGUGCACCCGGCUAUCCCAGUGGUGCUGUUGGCGGCGGUUUUCCUACCGGCCAAAGCUAUCCGGGCAUGCACUCGUCGCUGCCGUAUGCACCACAGCAGGCGAACAAUGCGGCACCGCCGACAACUGCAUCCGCUGUCCAGGGCUAUCCCGGACAAGUUCCCAUGCCAUACCAAAAUGGACAUGUUCCACAGCUGAACUCGCUGCCGCCUCAUCUGACCCAAUCGCCGGCUGCGUCUGUGCAGCCACCACAUCCCAGCCAUCCUCAGCCCAUUUAUAAUGCCCAGCCCACACCAGUCACUACUCAACAGCAGCAGCAGCAGCAGCCACCCACAAAUUAUCAUAUGCCACUGCCUACGGAUCAGCAGCAGCAACAGCAGCAGCAGCAAAUGCCGCCAUCGACGCUUCCACAGCAAUUUGCUGCCGCACCACCAGGAGCACCACAAAUCCAACAGCUGCCGCCGCCUCAUGCUUAUAUGUCGCCACAGCAUCAGCAGCAACAUCCACAGCAGCAGGCCUAUUUGCCACCAGGCGCAACAGUCCAAGCGCCACAGCAAUUCUAUGCGCCCAAUGGAGCUCCACCGGCUACACAGGGCUAUAUGGCGCCGCAACAACCACAGCAACAACAGCAGCAGCAGCCACAACAGCAACAGCAGCCACUUAAUCACAAUGAUCAUUUUAGUCAGCUACAUCAGCAAAUGGCGGCCAUGUCGAUGGCGCAUCUUGGUGCCAUGCCACCAGGUGGAGCAGUUGGGCCAGCACCGGUGCCAGCAUAUCAUAUGCAAAACGAUGCCGUCAAGAAUAACAUUCCUAUCUAUCAGCAGCAGCGGUAAAACCGUCAGCCAGCAAUCGAUUUCUUCACAUGGCUCGCAUCAAUUUGACAACAAGUCUUUGUUUGUUUUACCAAUUCAACUGUUCCAAAAGAUAUUUAAACAUCAUUUUGCAAUUAUUGUUUGAACUUGAAUUUGAAUUUUAUAAUUAAGGCAUCUGAAUUUCUCUAUUAAUUGCCAAAGUAUCUACUAAAAUGGAAAUUUCUUUUGGGUUAUUCUUUUUAUUUACCAAAUCUCGGCUUAUUAUUUCCAAGAAAAUGUUUGCAGGAGCGCCAAAAACUAAGUUUUUAAAUGAAGUGAAGGGAAAAGAAAAUGUUUGUUUUAAUACAAUCUAUAACAUAUACUAUAUAAAUAUUCAAUAAUAUGUAUAACUCUAUAUUGAACGAUGAGCAAGAGGAACACAGAACAGAAUUCACUAUCACUAUUAUGUAUUAUGUUUAUUCUAUUACUAUUAUAAUUAUACGAUAACAAAAAAAAAAAAAAAAGAAAUAGCAAACGAAACGAAUCACAUUCAUUAUGCAACUUUACGCAAAACAUUAAAUGUUGAUCAGCUUCAAAUGCUGAUUAAUUAUUAAUACAA
Messenger RNA from Drosophila grimshawi, 3252 nucleotides. RefSeq names its product signal transducing adapter molecule 1 (gene Stam). Bases 447 to 2675 code for a protein of 742 amino acids. Gene Ontology annotation, cellular component: ESCRT-0 complex. NCBI's taxonomy places the organism in Eukaryota, Metazoa, Arthropoda, Insecta, Diptera, Drosophilidae. Gene Ontology annotation, biological process: protein transport to vacuole involved in ubiquitin-dependent protein catabolic process via the multivesicular body sorting pathway. The record is from RefSeq and is a predicted model, not a curated record. Gene Ontology annotation, molecular function: ubiquitin binding; phosphatidylinositol binding. The transcript has 4 exons.